AUGGCGCGACUACGAGUUCCCGCAUCGCCAGUUGAAACUCGUCGCGCGAAUUAUGCCUAUGAAGGAGCCGGAAACAAGACGCCCAGCCGACCUAAUCAUUCAGGCCCACAGCCUGAGAUCAAUGUAGCCUUCGAUUCGUCUGCCAAUGAUCCCCCUGAACAUCCCACUUCCUUUCCGCGCAUUGUAAGGAGCUUCGCGUUAAUGGACGUGAAGACAAAGCGAUAUGUACAAGGUUACAUUGUCGGACAGUACAAGGCCAUUAAGCAAAUGGGCCACGAGCACAUCACCGCGACUGGCACCAAAACAGUCUUCUUCCUUGGUCAAGCACAACAAGAGGAAGAGUUCGACAUAUUAGACGAGGAUAUGAAGACCGACCUGGGCGAGUACAUCAACGAGGAUGAGGAUGCGGAUCGCUCAUGGCGUGGGGUUUGCGACUUCAUGCAGAAAAUUCCGACCUCCAAGGCUGUGGCGCCGACAGAGUUCAAGGAUAAGAACAUUUUGGACACUGAGACACCUCAUCAAGCCCGCUUGAUGCGUGCCCAGAGUGCGCCCUCUCUGGCUCGAUGUAUCGCGAAUGCUAGCUUUGACAGCGCCGGAUCAGAGACAGACUCUGACUCAGAAGACGACGACAUCGAUCUUGAACUGAAAAUCGAGAACGCACUCUCGUCCUUUGCUAAAAAGGUCGAGGAAUUAGAGGAUGUAGCAGGAGCGCUGUCAAUCACGCCACCCGGCCGCACAUAUUCUGAAGCUCACCCAUUUACACCAUCGCCUCCCAAGGACAUCGAUAUACCAUACCCCUGUGGACCAAAGCACAACUCUCGACUUCGUCGUCAUAGCGGUAACCGUUCACUCGCAUCACUGAUCGCUCACGUUGAGGAUCACCGUACCACCUACAGUGUUAUCCGUGGCACUGUGCGGGGUGGGAAGGUUGCACUCGAUCCACCUAUCACCACUACCAAAGAAUGGUCUAGUGGGCUGCAGACGUGGGAGGGUGAAAGCUGGCCCAACGCACCCGAGCGCAUUGGAAACGACUUUGAAGACGCCCAGAACUCUAUCACGAGGAAUGAAUCCGAGGACUGCGACGUAGAAGAGCUCUCACAGCUACGUGCGUCGCUGACGGAAACUACGGACAAUGACGAACCCAUGUGGCCUGAAGUCAUCGCCAACCGCCCGUAUACGGCUCCGCUUAUGUACGAGGAAGCCGCCGAUUUUAUUGAACAUGUCGCCACUAAUCCGGAUGUUGAUUCCGAAUGUUGGUCAGAACCCUUGGAUGGUUGCGCGAAACCGCGUCGCAAGUGGACUAGCAAGAUGAAGCAUUGUCUCAAGAAAAUACCCCAAAACACAAAGCAGGCUACCCACGACUAUGUCAAAGCGACGAAACGAUUCUCACGGACUGCUUGGCGCGUGUUGCCAGCUGCGCUGUCGAGCCGACAUCCGUUCCAGAAGAUCGACAGCAUCCUCUAG
Molecule: messenger RNA, 1464 nt
Organism: Alternaria conjuncta
Lineage: Eukaryota; Fungi; Ascomycota; Dothideomycetes; Pleosporales; Pleosporaceae
Exons: 3
Coding region: 1-1464 (487 amino acids)
Source: RefSeq, a predicted model, not a curated record